Molecule: messenger RNA, 4060 nt
Organism: Lizanozyma spartinae
Lineage: Eukaryota; Fungi; Ascomycota; Pichiomycetes; Serinales; Debaryomycetaceae
Product: beta strand repeat-containing protein
Exons: 1
Source: RefSeq, a predicted model, not a curated record
AUGAAGUUGGAGACUGUCUUAUCCGUAGCCGCAAUUGCUGGUGCCUCACAAGCAGCAGCAGUUGGUAGUUCAGAGUUGAAUGAUGAAUUGGUUCCGAUUGAAAAGAGAACUUUUCUUCUUGCUUCAUAUUACAUCAAAAAGUGGAAGAGUUAUGGUGUUUGCCAAAGAGAUUAUAAAGAUAAACUCUUGAGAGAUGAAUUGGCUUUUGACGUUACUGCCUGGUUACAAGUAACUGAAUUGAAUGGUAAGCCAUGUCCAACGACCACUCUUCCUUGUACCAGAUGUGUCACUACAGAGACAAAGAAUGUUUGGUUUCCUACCACUUAUGUUACAUACUGUCCAAUAACUGAUCGUUCUGUCCCAAGCCCUCAACCCACUAAAGCAACAACCACUGCAACUGUUAACUGUUGUAAUUGGUUUGGACGCUGUACCAAGUCAAUUGUUCCUGCUACAAAAUGUCAUUCUAAAACUUACACAAAAGGUUGUACUAGAACAUAUCAUUGGUGGACUCCUUGCUGGCCAACUUCUCAUACUACAACUACAUCUACAUCUAUUACCACACCUACUACCACCCCAACAACUACACCUUGCACAGGUGAGAGUUGUCUGCCUAUAACUAGUAUUCCCGGAACAAGCGAGACUUCUGAAACAAUUUCAACAUCUAGCUCUACAGUUUAUUCCCUGACUUCCGAAUCAUCGGGCUCUACUGUCCCAGGUACUGAAUCCUCAGGUUCUACUGUUCCAGGUACUGAAUCUUCAGGGUCUACUGUUCCAGGAACUGAAUCCUCAGGUUCUACUGUUCCAGGUACUGAAUCAUCUGGCACAACUGUCCCAGGUACUGAAUCUUCAGGUUCUACUGUUCCAGGUACUGAAUCAUCUGGCACAACUGUCCCAGGUACUGAAUCAUCUGGCACAACUGUUCCCGGCACUGAAUCAUCCAGCACUACACCAGAAUCAUCUAUUCCAAGUACUGUGACCAUUACUUCUGAAACUACCUUUUCAACACAAACCACCACGUGUAAGCCUACCCAUUGUGUGACUAUCAUCAAGUGUGGUGACAAGCGUUGUUGGACCAGGUCAAGAUGUAAGACUACUCAAUGUUCUACUACAACAACACCAGGUACUGAAUCAUCUGGUACAACUAUCCCAGGUACUGAAUCAUCUGGCACAACUGUCCCAGGUACUGAAUCAUCUGGCACAACUGUCCCAGGUACUGAAUCAUCUGGCACAACUGUCCCAGGUACUGAAUCAUCUGGCACAACUGUCCCAGGUACUGAAUCAUCUGGCACAACUGUCCCAGGUACUGAAUCAUCUGGCACAACUGUCCCAGGUACUGAAUCAUCUGGCACAACUGUUCCAGGUACUGAAUCAUCUGGCACAACUGUUCCAGGUACUGAAUCAUCAGGGUCUACUGUUCCAGGUACUGAAUCAUCUGGCACAACUAUCCCAGGUACUGAAUCAUCAGGUUCUACUGUCCCAGGUACUGAAUCUUCAGGGUCUACUGUUCCAGGUACUGAAUCCUCAGGGUCUACUGUUCCAGGAACUGAAUCCUCAGGUUCUACUAUCCCAGGUACUGAAUCAUCAGGUUCUACUGUCCCAGGUACUGAAUCUUCAGGGUCUACUGUUCCAGGUACUGAAUCAUCAGGGUCUACUGUUCCAGGUACUGAAUCAUCUGGCACAACUGUUCCCGGCACUGAAUCAUCUGGCACAACUGUCCCAGGUACUGAAUCUUCAGGUUCUACUGUUCCAGGUACUGAAUCAUCUGGCACAACUAUCCCAGGUACUGAAUCAUCUGGCACAACUGUUCCAGGCACUGAAUCUUCAGGUUCUACUGUUCCAGGUACUGAAUCAUCUGGCACAACUGUUCCCGGCACUGAAUCAUCCAGCACUACACCAGAAUCAUCUAUUCCAAGUACUGUGACCAUUACUUCUGAAACUACCUUUUCAACACAAACCACCACGUGUAAGCCUACCCAUUGUGUGACUAUCAUCAAGUGUGGUGACAAGCGUUGUUGGACCAGGUCAAGAUGUAAGACUACUCAAUGUUCUACUACAACAACACCAGGUACUGAAUCAUCUGGUACAACUGUCCCAGGUACUGAAUCUUCAGGGUCUACUGUUCCAGGUACUGAAUCCUCAGGUUCUACUGUUCCAGGUACUGAAUCAUCUGGCACAACUGUCCCAGGUACUGAAUCUUCAGGUUCUACUGUUCCAGGUACUGAAUCAUCUGGCACAACUAUCCCAGGUACUGAAUCAUCUGGCACAACUGUUCCAGGCACUGAAUCAUCUGGUACAACUAUCCCAGGUACUGAAUCAUCUGGUACAACUGUCCCAGGUACUGAAUCAUCUGGCACAACUGUCCCAGGUACUGAAUCGUCAGGGUCUACUGUUCCAGGUACUGAAUCUUCAGGUUCUACUGUCCCAGGUACUGAAUCAUCUGGCACAACUGUUCCAGGUACUGAAUCAUCUGGUACAACUAUCCCAGGUACUGAAUCAUCUGGUACUACUGUCCCAGGUACUGAAUCAUCUGGUACAACUGUUCCCGGCACUGAAUCAUCUGGCACAACUUUCCCAGGUACUGAAUCAUCUGACACAACUGUCCCAGGUACUGAAUCAUCUGGCACAACUAUCCCAGGUACUGAAUCAUCUGGCACAACUGUUCCCGGCACUGAAUCAUCUGGCACAACUGUUCCAGGUACUGAAUCAUCUGGCACAACUGUUCCAGGUACUGAAUCUUCAGGGUCUACUGUUCCAGGUACUGAAUCAUCUGGCACAACUAACCCAGGUACUGAAUCAUCAGGUUCUACUGUCCCAGGUACUGAAUCUUCAGGGUCUACUGUUCCAGGUACUGAAUCAUCAGGGUCUACUGUUCCAGGAACUGAAUCCUCAGGUUCUACUGUUCCAGGUACUGAAUCAUCAGGUUCUACUGUCCCAGGUACUGAAUCAUCAGGUUCUACUGUUCCAGGUACUGAAUCAUCUGGCACAACUGUCCCAGGUACUGAAUCAUCUGGCACAACUGUCCCAGGUACUGAAUCGUCAGGUUCUACUGUUCCAGGUACUGAAUCAUCAGGUUCUACUGUUCCAGGUACUGAAUCAUCAGGUUCUACUGUUCCAGGUACUGAAUCAUCUGGUACAACUGUUCCCGGCACUGAAUCAUCCAGCACUACACCAGAAUCAUCUAUUCCAAGUACUGUGACCAUUACUUCUGAAACUACCUUUUCAACACAAACCACCACGUGUAAGCCUACCCACUGUGUAACUAUCAUCAAGUGUGGUGACAAUUGUUGUUGGACCAAGUCAAGAUGUAAGACUACUCAAUGUUCUACUACAACAACACCAGGUACUGAAUCAUCUGGUACAACUAUCCCAGGUACUGAAUCAUCUGGUACAACUGUCCCAGGUACUGAAUCUUCAGGGUCUACUGUUCCAGGUACUGAAUCUUCAGGGUCUACUGUUCCAGGAACUGAAUCCUCAGGUUCUACUGUCCCAGGUACUGAAUCAUCUGGCACAACUGUUCCAGGUACUGAAUCAUCUGGUACAACUAUCCCAGGUACUGAAUCAUCUGGUACAACUGUCCCAGGUACUGAAUCAUCUGGCACAACUGUCCCAGGUACUGAAUCGUCAGGGUCUACUGUUCCAGGUACUGAAUCUUCAGGUUCUACUGUCCCAGGUACUGAAUCAUCUGGCACAACUGUUCCAGGUACUGAAUCAUCUGGUACAACUAUCCCAGGUACUGAAUCAUCUGGUACUACUGUCCCAGGUACUGAAUCAUCUGGCACAACUGUCCCAGGUACUGAAUCGUCAGGGUCUACUGUCCCAGGUACUGAAUCAUCUGGUACAACUGUUCCAGGUACUGAAUCAUCUGGCACAACUGUUCCAGGUACUGAAUCAUCUGGUACAACUGUUCCAGGUACUGAAUCAUCUGGCACAACUAUCCCAGGUACUGAAUCAUCAGGUUCUACUGUCCCAGGUACUGAAUCUUCAGGGUCUACUGUUCCAGGUACUGAAUCUUCAGGGUCUACUGUUCCAGGUACUGAAUCUUCAGGGUCUACUGUUCCAG